CCAUCCUCCAUCAACAAGGCAGCAUCGGUCAACAGCGCAAACCGACACAUCGCCAUCGCCCCCACCUCUUUUCUUACUUUCGCAAACACAUCUUCACUCGUUCAAACAGCUCGACACGCGGAAAUCCUCGCAAGACUACGGCCGCCUCAUCCCUCGCACCACCGUCUGUUUCGCCGACCAACUAAAUUUCUUGGCUCGUCCCACAACCUACGUUGCCACUACCCCCACCCAAUCAAUCGCACACGCGCGCGUGAAAAAAAAAUCUUCGCCCUACUACACUACCCAGAACAUCAGUUUGGGCAGUAGCAGAGCACGCGUGUUCUUUUGAUUCCUCCACCACCACAUCAUGUCAACCGAGGCAUCGCCACAGCAACCUACUCACCUCGGCCAAACCUACGCUCAAGCAGCCAUGUCUGUUGGAACCGCUCCUAACGGUGGUCAGCCUCCGGCCCACCUUCUCGGCCCCGACUCGGGCAACCGCUCCUACGCCGACUCUGACGCGGCGGCCUCGGCUCCCGACUCGCCUGCCGUCCCCCCCACCAAGGGCAAGAACGGCGCGACUGGCCCCGCCGAGGGCAAGCCCAAGCCUCACGUGUGCCCCAUCUGCCAGCGCGGCUUCACCACUGGAGGUCACCUCCAGCGUCACCAGCGGAUACAUACGGGCAUCAAGGCGUUCAAGUGCCCUUACCCCGGCUGUGAGACGAGGACUAGUCGUCAGGACAACCUCCAGCAGCACUACCGCACCCACCUGUCCCCCACCCUCCGACGAGGAUCGGGCACGGCGGCGCGCCAGGCUGUUGCUGCGGCCAUGAUGGCUGCUGGCCUCAAGUCGUCGACGAGCCGUCAGCCUCGCAAGUCGAAGGGCUCGCAGGUUGGCACCCCCGGCUCAUCAUCGGGUGCGAGUGGCGUCCACGGCCAGUCGCCGUACCAGACCCCCACGCAGGGCGCUGCUCCGUACGGCGGCUACAUGUACGACCCCAACCAGCACGGCUACCCGUCGUACCCGCCUACGAUGCCUCCCGGCGUCGGCGGCGGCGGCAUGCCCCAGCCCCAGUCGGCCCAGUCGAGCCGUGUGCCCUCGCCCGUCAACGGCCACUCUUCGCAGAGCGGCGGUGUGCCCUCGGCGCACCACCAGCAGUACUUCUCGCAGCCCUUCUCGCCCGCCUACGCCUACCCCAACUCGUCGUACGGCCAGGCGUACCGCUACGGCCAGCCCGGCGCUGUUCCCUCCCCCUACGGCCCGCCCUCGCACCACUCGAUCUACUCGCAAGGCAUCGCUCCCGAGCACGGCGGUCAGCAGCACAUGUACUCGCCUCUGCAGACUGGCUUUGCCCCCCACUCGCGCGACUCGCAGUACAAUGUCAUCAACCCCAGUGGAUACGCAAGCCAGGCCCCAAUGGGCAAUGGAUACCCCCCCAGGACGCAAACUAGCUGAGAUGCUCGCUUCUGCCGGCGUCGUUGAUACCGCGAACCUCUCGACGACGGCCGGCCAUCAGGCCGCCUCGCGCGCUCCGCUCUCUGCUGCCGUCCCUCCCCAAUACUCGUAUAGUGCGGCUGCGGCGUCCCAGCAGGCUAAUGGGUACAAUUAUGGUGCCCAUCAGCAGUCGCUAGGCCGCAGUGCUGUUACGAAUAUGGGGGGUGUUGUCGGUGGCCCGGAUACCAAGGCGUUCAUCAAACACGAAUAGAGUCUCUCUUUGCAUGUACAACCACAAGCUCACACCACACCCACUCCCACACCACACACACACACACCACCACUACUACCACCACCCAACCUCUGCAAGCGUUUCCUUGGAAUCAUUCUCAACACCCAGCGUUUCUUCUUGCCCGAGCACCCACAAACUCGCAACCCACACCUUCCCACCCUACGCCAAUCUUCACACGGCCGGCCGUCACACGUAACCCGUGAUAUCCAUUACCUUUAUACCCCAUGCUUGUCAGGACACGGUAAUCUGUACUCCAUGCAUGUCGCUCGAGCAAA
Messenger RNA from Vanrija pseudolonga, 1981 nucleotides. RefSeq names its product Transcriptional regulator NRG1 (gene NRG1). Gene Ontology annotation, biological process: regulation of transcription by RNA polymerase II. The transcript has 5 exons. Bases 347 to 1435 code for a protein of 362 amino acids. Gene Ontology annotation, molecular function: DNA-binding transcription factor activity, RNA polymerase II-specific; RNA polymerase II cis-regulatory region sequence-specific DNA binding. The record is from RefSeq and is a predicted model, not a curated record. NCBI's taxonomy places the organism in Eukaryota, Fungi, Basidiomycota, Tremellomycetes, Trichosporonales, Trichosporonaceae.